Molecule: messenger RNA, 972 nt
Organism: Medicago truncatula (barrel medic)
Lineage: Eukaryota; Viridiplantae; Streptophyta; Magnoliopsida; Fabales; Fabaceae
Product: receptor-like protein EIX2
Exons: 4
Coding region: 1-972 (323 amino acids)
Molecular function (GO): protein binding
Source: RefSeq, a predicted model, not a curated record
AUGUUUGGUGGUCUCAUUCCUUCAACUCUAGGAAACCUCUCAUCCUUAUAUUACUUAUCUAUUGGCUCUAAUAAUUUCUCUGGAUCAAUUCCACAUAGUUUAAAGAACUUGUCAGAAUUACAUUACAUUAACCUUUGGAGUAAUAGGCUAUCUGGUGAAGUUCUAGGACACCUCUCUGAUUGGAGACAAUUGGAAAUCAUGAACUUGGGAGAAAAUGAAUUUUCUGCAACAAUACCAAUCAAUUUAUCACAAAAAUUAGAAGUUGUCAUAUUGAGAGCUAACCAAUUAGAAGGAACUAUUCCAACACAAUUAUUCAAUCUUCCUUACUUGUUUCAUUUGGACCUUGCACAAAACAAACUUUCAGGAUCUAUACCAGAGCGAACUAUUGACCUUUCAGCCAAUAGCUUGUCUGGAAAAGUGCCAUUGGAAUUGUUUCGGCUUGUUCAAGUUCAAACAUUAAACUUAUCUCACAACAAUUUUGUGGGAACAAUACCGAAAACGAUUGGAGGCAUGAAAAAUAUGGAAUCUCUCGACCUCUCUAAUAACAAGUUUUUUGGUGAAAUUCCUCAUGGUAUGUCUCUCUUGACCUUUUUGAGUUAUUUGAAUUUAUCAUAUAAUAAUUUUGAUGGAAAAAUCCCGGUCGGUACACAACUUCAAAGUUUUAAUGCAUCGAGCUACAUUGGCAAUCUUAAAUUAUGUGGAUCUCCUCUUAAUAAUUGUUCCACGGAAGAAGAAAAUCCUAAAAAUGCAGAGAAUGAGGAUGAUGAAUCUCUAAAAGAAUCAUUGUACCUUGGUAUGGGAGUGGGAUUUGCAGUAGGUUUCUGGGGGAUUUGUGGUUCUUUGUUUCUUAUUCGAAAAUGGAGGCAUGCAUACUUUCGGUUUAUAUAUGGAGUGGGUAACAGGCUCUAUGUAACUUUGAAGGUGAUUAUGUAUGUGGAAGAUCCUAUACUGCUAUGGAAAUCGUUGAUAUAA